AUGGAACACAACACACAAAAAAAUUCAUCAAAACAAACACGUGAGCCAAAAAACGAUCAACAUUUAACACAAAGUACCCACAAUAGAAACAGCAAUAACAUCACUCAGCUGUGUCCAGAAUCUUCUUCAUUCACUUCACACUCACGAGUGACAACAACAAGAGAUCACUGUCGCAAGAACAUCAAACCAGAAUUCUAUCAACCAACAAAAUCGAAUUUUCAAAUGGGAUACAAACAAAAGAAAUACAAAAACGGAGAGGAGUAUAAUGGAGAGUGGAAUAACAAUAAGAGACACGGAAUGGGUAUUCAUCAAUGGCCCGAUAACAGAAUUUAUGAAGGACAAUUUAAAGAUGAUUUAAUGCAUGGACAUGGAAAAUAUCAAUGGCCCGAUAAUAGACUCUAUGAAGGGUCAUUCGUUCAAGAUCACAUGACAGGUCGAGGCUAUUAUUUUCAAGAUAAACGAGAUCCACUGCUCGAAGAAAUCAGUGGAGAAUUUCUAAAUGGUGUCUUACAUGGACGAGGAGUUUGUUUUAAAAAGAUUGUCACUAAUAAUGUCACAACUGGAUUAAUCAUAACAGUAGGAUAUUGCUGGAAUAGAGGUACAUUACAUCAUGGAUUUGAAAUUAUUGUGGAUACCAAUAAUGCGGUUCAAUCGAUUAAGCAAUUCAGAUCUAAUUGCAAGUAUUCUUUUGAUCCGAGAGGAGGUGGUGGAGAUUAUUUUCAAGAAGAUUCUGGUGCAGAAGUGCUCCAUUCACCGAAUGUGUCGUCUUCAGUAGUACCAAAGCCAACAUCAGCUGCAUCCUCACAAGACAAAUUGAAUAACAGUAGCUCCAACUCAAUUCCUCUUCUCAAUUUGAUGAAUAUUAGUUCAAGUAGUUUCAAUACACAAGAUUCCAUUUCACCUCGAGGUGGUGGUGGUUGUGGUGGUGGAUUAACACCCUCAUCCAACCAUGCGUCCACUCCUACCAAUCAGGGAUCAAUGACACCUCGAACUCGAUCCUCACCUCGAACACCACGAGGUGGUAGUCAUCUCAUCAAACCUGCUGGAACAACUGAGAUUAAAAUUGAACAAAUUGAAUUCAUUGAUGCAAGUGAACUCGCUCAAGCCAAAGCAGAACUUUUGGAAAAACAAUCCAAUUUGGUACAAGCAUGGAAAGAAAAAUUGAAUAAUGUUCAAGAAAAGAUCAAAACACUCACGAAACAAAAAGUAAAUUUAGAGAGUAAGCUAGCAGAAGCAAAAGAAGAACUUGCCUUUUACCACAAUAAGGACAUUGAAACCGAACAAAGACUCUCUCAAUACAUUACACAACACAAGGAUUUAUUCGAGGAGUAUGAAAUGGCUACCAAUUCAAAAAUUCAAACACUCGAAACGAUUAUCAGUGAAUUGAAUACGAGACGAGAACGAGAUUUAACUCUCAAAAAUCAAGAGUUGGAACAUUUGAGGAAUAGUCUUCAUCAGAAAAUUGAAGCACUCGAAUUGGAAUGGAGAGACCGAUACAAUCGACUUGAAUCUCAGGUGGAAUUGUUGGAUGAUGACAAAAGGUGA
Naegleria fowleri is the source of this 1545-nucleotide messenger RNA. RefSeq lists its product as uncharacterized. Lineage: Eukaryota; Heterolobosea; Eutetramitea; Acrasida; Naegleriidae. The coding region runs from base 1 to 1545 and encodes 514 amino acids. The record is from RefSeq and is a predicted model, not a curated record. The transcript has 3 exons.